Molecule: messenger RNA, 1500 nt
Organism: Naegleria lovaniensis
Lineage: Eukaryota; Heterolobosea; Eutetramitea; Acrasida; Naegleriidae
Exons: 1
Coding region: 1-1500 (499 amino acids)
Molecular function (GO): toxic substance binding
Source: RefSeq, a predicted model, not a curated record
AUGGGUUUAAGAGAGAUUAUAGUUCGGCUUUGCAAGAGCGAGGAUCGGUCCCGUACUUACAAGCCUCUCAUUGAUAUUCUUCCGUGGUGGGCAGUUUUGAUUCUUUUCAUAGUUGCCACCGUACUUUUCAUUAUUGCUAUUUUGGUAGGAGUAUUUGCAGGACCAAAAGUUUUACAUUUCACGACAAUAGAAGUUGAUACCAACAACAAUACUGCAUCAACACCAUUUUGGGGUUUAGUUUCAGAUAUCAAAGACAUGCGUUCAGUGUUCUAUGGACAAGAACCAAUUUAUAUUGAAACGCUAGAAAACUAUACUGCCUUGAAUCAGGAAAUUACUUUUAACUGUUAUUUGAAAUCUAACGUUUCGAUACAAAAUGCUAAAUCACCACAAGAUAGUUUUGGUUUCCAGAAAUUAGAUCUUACCUUCUACUUACAAUUGUUUGGAAGAAAUUCUUACUCGGAGGAAUGGACUCGAAUUGUGAAUGGUACCUACACGAGAUCUUUGAUAUGUACGGAAGUUUCAGAGAAAUGUGUAGCCAUUGCUCUAUUCUAUGAAUCACACAUUAGAUACACCAAUUAUCGAGUAGGAUUAUCUUUCCUCAACGCUAAAGAAUUAUACGAUAAUGGACUUAUUAAUUCUGGAUAUAUCGGUUUUGAAACGGAGAGUUACAAUUAUGCAUAUGCAAACUGGGAAUUGGGCUGGAGAUACUCUAUGAUUUGCAUAACAGCUCCACUAACAGUUGCAUUUAUUGUAGCAAAUAUUGUAAGAAGCUACUUUGUGAACUGGACUACUGAACAGAAAUGGAUUGGUUUGCUACUUUGUUUCCUCACUCUUUACAAUAACCCUAUUUUUGCUUUGAUUUUCACUGGAGGCAACUGGGCAUUUUCCUUUAUUAACAUUAUUUUCAUUGUGAGCUUUUUAUGCGUUCUCAUGUUUACGGUUUUAGUUUUUACACACUCCCUAGUAGUAGCGCAAAAGGAUCGAUCCUUCCUGUGGUUCUACCUUCCCAAGAUUGUACUUGUUUCUAUUUUGUUUGUGUUUGUCAUUACAACCUUCACCUAUGUGAGAUUGCAAGAGCAAGAGGAUCCUGGAUACAGUUUAAAUAUUGUUCAAGGUUUGACAUCCUAUCAAACAUUGGGAAUUAUUGUUGUCCUUCUCAUGAUCCUUUAUAUUUUCGUUUUGGUUUAUUACCUCAUGAGAGUAAUUGAAAAGCAUCGAAUGAAUUUAUUACCAAAACGUAAUGCUUGGCGUGGCAAGGUCAUUUGGUUCCUCACCACAAUCAUGGUCAUUGGUACCAUUGUAGAAAUCUUUUUAUAUGUAUUCAGUAAGGAUUGGAACAGCGCUGCACAGUUCUUGUCAUACUUUAUGUUCUACAGCUUGUACGUUUGGCUCUUUACAAUUUUAUAUUGGCCAAGUUGGGUUGCCCUCCAAGAAUCUGAAAUUAUUGAAGAAACGACAACUUACGAGAAAGAGGAUGACUACUUUGAUGACAUGGAAUAA